Messenger RNA from Teleopsis dalmanni, 1007 nucleotides. RefSeq names its product tyramine/octopamine receptor-like. Gene Ontology annotation, biological process: adenylate cyclase-activating adrenergic receptor signaling pathway. The transcript is spliced from 2 exons. Lineage: Eukaryota; Metazoa; Arthropoda; Insecta; Diptera; Diopsidae. The coding region runs from base 69 to 1007 and encodes 312 amino acids. The record is from RefSeq and is a predicted model, not a curated record. Gene Ontology annotation, molecular function: G protein-coupled receptor activity. Gene Ontology annotation, cellular component: membrane.
UAUAAAUAACAGCACAUAUAAAAGGAAAAAAAAUGAUAAAACAAAAUUGAAACAAUGUAAAAGCAGGAAUGUUGCCGAACUCAUAUAACGACACAGUGGCUGCCAAGUUAACAACAGCAAUAAAUACCAUAACAGCGACAAUAUCAAUUGCUACAGCAACGACAACAAGAGCUGUUACUGUUGGCACAACAAAAGCAGCAUCAAUGAGUCCUUACAAGUUAAUUGCUGCCACUUUGACACCAAAAGAUUCUAAAAACUCAAAUACGAAUUUCACAAAUUUUAAAAAUGCCAUUGUCGAUGGAAAUGCUAUACCAGAAUUAACGCCAACAUUAUAUGAGCUACUGAUGCAGUCACUAACUCAUAUUGAGGCAACAACAGCAUCAACAGCAGCAACAGCAGCACCAGCAAUAUCAAUAUCAACAGUAACUGCAAACACAACUGCAAGGGGAAUAGGAAUAGGAACAGGAAUACAUACGGAAACACAUCAAACUAGAAUAAUUGCAGCCACAACAGCAGCAACAAUGGCAUUGGAAACAACAGCUAAUAUAUCAACAACACAAACAAUCAACAAUCUUUUAACAAAUGCAAUCGGUUUUAUACAAUUGAAUUCCAGUAAUAUGGAAGCUCUCGGCAAUGGGAUGACUACACAAAUAUCAACAACGCAACCACCAUCUGUAGACUCGUAUUUGAUUGGCAUGGCCUGGCCAAAGGUUUUCUGUGUAUCGCUCUUUCUGUUGUUGAUAUUGUUGACUGUGGUUGGCAAUACUCUUGUGAUAUUGGCCGUUCUGACAACUCGUCGCUUACGUACGGUUACCAAUUGUUUUGUGAUGAAUCUAGCGAUUACAGAUUGGCUUGUGGGCACGUGCGUUAUGCCACCCGCUGUUAUACUCUAUGUUGUUGGUACAUGGCGAUACGGUUGGAUUUUGUGUGAUAUUUGGAUUUCGCUGGAUAUUCUGCUGUGCACUAGCUCCAUUCUAAGCUUGUGUGCCAUUAGUCUGGACAGGUAA